Messenger RNA from Acaulospora colombiana, 276 nucleotides. NCBI's taxonomy places the organism in Eukaryota, Fungi, Glomeromycota, Glomeromycetes, Diversisporales, Acaulosporaceae. The record is from the annotation of a GenBank genome assembly.
AUGACAUCAACAACAAGUAAACCUACGAUCAAUUCAAGCACUAACUGGUCGACUAUAACCGAAGAAUUCGCCAAAAAAUUGGGAGUGGAAAUUAUUGGAAAUAGCCACGAAUCUCAGAAUAAUUAUGGGGAGGUAUCCUGUAUUGUUAAACAAGUAUUGAGUAAAAAAAUUCAGAUCUCUCUUCACCGAUUACUGGGGAUAGAACCCGAGAUUCAGCAAGAUAUUAUAAACGCAAUAGUAAACCCAAAUAUUACUGAACAACGAUCUACGAAGUGA